Messenger RNA from Bursaphelenchus xylophilus (pine wood nematode), 901 nucleotides. NCBI's taxonomy places the organism in Eukaryota, Metazoa, Nematoda, Chromadorea, Rhabditida, Aphelenchoididae. The record is from the annotation of a GenBank genome assembly.
AUGAAUUAUCGACCGAAACAAAGUCAGAAUAGUUAUUACGGACAAGGCUAUGGGAAAUCUUACGGAAAGGACUAUGGACAACGGGAUAAGGUAACGUAAUUACAUUCCAUUUUUAAAUAUUACAAUAAAAUUAUUUUUUUAGUCAUUCUAAUCAGUAAUUUCAGCCGCAAGGAGAGCAAAAGUCCUAUUACAACGACCGGAAAUACUAUUACGACCAUCGGAAGUACGAUUCCAAUGACCAAAGAGGAGAUAAGUAUGUCAGUUAUGACACCCACUACCCACCUCACAGUGAGCAAUCUUAUUAUGAUACCCCCAGAGGACAAGGGAAAUAUCAGUAAGUAAAAUGAGUGCAAAUUUUAAAUUAUUCAUACUAACUAAUAACUUUAAUUACAGCUACAUUCAGGGGGACAGAAGAUUCCGAGAUCGGAACGGUUUCCCAUGUACCUCUGGAUCUUCACCAUCCCAUCAAAAUUACUCAGGUCCCAAAAUUCAUGAGGAUCAUAGUAGAAAUAGAGUCCAAACCGAUUCCAAGAGCACACAGACGGAUGAAGCUUACUCCCCAGUCAACUCGCACACUCAAACAUGUUCAUGUAUCAACGGAAUUGGCAACAAUUUGAGUGACACCACGUUCGAAGAAGUUUUUGAAAGACACUUAGAAUACAAAGAGGCCAUCAGAAAAAUCCAAUUCCAACAGCCCACAUUGACCAUCAACAUCUCCAUGCCCGAAGAGUAUGACCCGAAAGUAAUCCAACAGUAUUAUCGAUGGGAUCCAAUCAUAAAUGACGUUUUGUUCGAUGAGAGCUCAGUUGAUGGACCUAUGGACACGCAUGGAUACCAAUUUUGGUCGGAAAAUUCAACAUCUUCCAGAUACCAAUGGAAAAGAGGAUCGCCAAAGGGUUAA